CAACAACGCCACCAACCACCAUGUCUAGCUUCUUCGACGACAACUGCCCUUCCAAGAGAGCCAAGCCCGGACAGACCUCUCACGGUGCCGCUUCCCCCGACGGCUUCAAGAUUGUCGGUGAGGUUUUCCCUGGUCGGCUGUGCCCGGAGGACAACAAGGACCUCCUGAAACGCUACACCAACGGUCGCCUCUUCGUCGUCUGCCUCGGCAACAUCAAGGACGACCCCUCCACCUGCCAGUUCACCGCGAACUGUUUCGGAAAAGACCGUGUCAAGCCCGGCGAGGAGUCGAAGAUCGCCUGCAUCUUCUGCACGGUGCUGGUCGAGCACACCCUCUCGCUCGGCAGGAGCACCGGCCGCACGGAUCCCGUGACGGGAAAACUGAUCUACCAGAACGUCCACGUCUACUUUGACACCUGCUGGGGAAAGAAGAGAGCCUUCGACCCCAAGACGAACAAGGAAGUGCUGUCUCACUUCACAACCGCCCCCGCUUCCCUCGUCGGGGUAUGA
This is a messenger RNA of Ectocarpus sp. CCAP 1310/34, 509 nucleotides long. Lineage: Eukaryota; Phaeophyceae; Ectocarpales; Ectocarpaceae. The record is from the annotation of a GenBank genome assembly.